Molecule: messenger RNA, 4762 nt
Organism: Calidris pugnax (ruff)
Lineage: Eukaryota; Metazoa; Chordata; Aves; Charadriiformes; Scolopacidae
Gene: ZBTB14
Product: zinc finger and BTB domain containing 14
Exons: 2
Coding region: 1459-2805 (448 amino acids)
Biological process (GO): regulation of transcription by RNA polymerase II
Cellular component (GO): nucleus
Molecular function (GO): protein binding; RNA polymerase II cis-regulatory region sequence-specific DNA binding; DNA-binding transcription factor activity, RNA polymerase II-specific
Source: RefSeq, a predicted model, not a curated record
CGGUGGUAACGGUAGUGUGACAGCGUGUGUGUGUGUAAGAAUAAUUGGAAUGACCCCGCGGAGUAAGUAGCCCAGCGGGAAGGGGAGUUUCCCCCUUGCCUUGGCUCAGUGCGGCAGGUACUCUGGGCAAGUGCCUGCCCCGCUCCCCUGGCAGAGGAGUAGCUGUGCUUCUUUCGCCAAUUGCACACCCCUCCGUGCUCAGCAACACUGUCUUCACCCGGUCACUUCUCCUAUAAUUGGUUCUCCUUCACCAAGUCUCCACAGAAUUGCAGCAGAAUUGCAUAUUGUCUAACAAAACAGGGUGGGAUUGCUGCUAGAUUAGUAGCAGUGACGUUUUGCUGUUUGCAGCUUUUUUUUCCCAGUUUACAAAGAACUCUAAACUGAUCCUGUUGAAAUAGUUUGUUGCCCUGCCCUUUUUGGUGCUGGACUGAUACAUUUUCCUGGGAUGGUAGACCCCGACCACCCAGAAAAAUAUACACAGUGUUUCUUGGGUUUGUUUUAUGUCUUUGAAAUAUUUGUACACUUCCUAUCUGGUUAUCUUAACGAAAAUGAUUUGGGCUUUCCUCAGUUCUUUUGUAGCCAGUAGCUCUAUAUGCUGAGACACAAAGGUAUUUGUUGGGAGCGAAGUGUUCCUAUACCAUGUUAAACACCCAGCACCAAGACUGGAAGCUGCAUACCUGUCAGCUGCUUCGGUUUCAUAUACGGUCAAGAAUAAAUUAGAAUUUAGGAAAGGAGUUCCCAGUAGCUCUGUGCCAGGUGAUGGAGAGUGGUGUCUGAACCAAAUAUUUAAUUUCCCUCCUCCCUGCUGCCUUUCCUGCUUCUGUCACAAUUAGAUGCCUGUGGAAGAUUGAAUAAUUUAAAAUAUGUGUUUUGCAUUAUCCUUCUGCUGUUCAAGUGUCUCUGUUGUUUGGAGAUCUGGUAUCCUUGGUGUCUCUUUCCUUGGUCCUGGAUGAGCAUCCAUCCACAGCCCAGUCUGCUGUCCCUUGGGAUGCUUGCUGGACCCUCCACUAGGCUUGCUCAGCUCACUAAUUCAGCAGAAGACUAAUCACCUCUUUGACGGGUUGGUUAAUGGAUUUAAGCUGGUGAUUCCUGUAGAGGUUUUUCAAACUUCUAGAUGAAGUAGCAGGAAAGUGGAGUCAGGGAAGUGAAGUAGCCAGAGGAAAGUAAACACAUGGUUUGUGGCGACAGCGCUAUCAGAUCAAUUUAUGCAGUCAUCUGCAGAACCAGUCAAAAUAACCGGGUAUUUUAGCAGUGUGUUUUGUGUAAUUUUAAAUAAUUGAAAAUACUGUGUUUUGCAAAUUUGUUUCACAAAUGUAAAAUGAUUUUUGGAAUAGAUUUUAUAAUUUCUUAAAAUGUUACUAUCUUCCUGUCUUUCAGGCUGAAGGUGGCCCAUUGUAAGGGGUAAUCAUCUGUCAAAUAUUUAAUAAUCAUUUGUACAGAAAAUUUCCUGCAUUGUUCAUGGAGUUUUUCAUCAGUAUGUCUGAAACCAUUAAAUAUAAUGACGACGAUCACAAAACUGUGUUCCUGAAAACAUUAAAUGAACAACGUUUGGAAGGGGAAUUUUGUGACAUAGCUAUCGUGGUUGAAGAUGUUAAAUUCAGAGCACAUAGGUGUGUCCUUGCUGCCUGCAGUACCUACUUCAAAAAGCUUUUCAAAAAACUGGAAGUUGAUAGUUCAUCAGUAAUAGAAAUAGAUUUUCUUCGUUCUGAUAUUUUUGAAGAAGUUCUCAAUUACAUGUAUACUGCAAAGAUUUCUGUUAAAAAAGAGGAUGUAAAUUUGAUGAUGUCUUCAGGCCAGAUUCUUGGUAUUCGAUUUCUGGAUAAACUCUGCUCUCAGAAGCGUGAUGUGUCUAGUCCUGAAGAAAACACACAGUCCAAAAGCAAGUACUGUCUAAAAAUAAACCGUCCUAUGGGGGAACCCAACGAUACCCAAGAUGAUGAGGUGGAAGAAAUUGGAGAUCAUGAUGAUAGUCCAUCAGAUGUGACAGUGGAAGGAACUCCCCCAAGUCAGGAAGAUGGAAAAUCACCUACCACUACCCUGAGAGUGCAAGAGGCGAUUCUGAAAGAGUUGGGAAGUGAAGAGGUUCGAAAAGUAAACUGCUAUGGCCAAGAAGUAGAGCCUAUGGAAACAACUGAAUCAAAAGACUUAGGAUCUCAGACUCCUCAGGCUUUGACAUUUAAUGAUGGCAUAAGUGAAGUGAAGGAUGAACAAACACCAGGCUGGACCACAGCGGCUGGGGAUAUGAAGUUUGAGUAUUUGCUUUACGGUCACAGGGAACACAUUGUAUGUCAAGCUUGUGGUAAGACCUUUUCUGAUGAAGCGCGACUGAGGAAACACGAAAAGCUGCACACGGCUGAUAGACCGUUUGUUUGUGAAAUGUGUACAAAGGGCUUCACCACGCAAGCUCAUUUGAAAGAACACCUGAAAAUACACACAGGUUACAAGCCUUACAGUUGCGAGGUAUGUGGAAAGUCUUUCAUUCGUGCACCAGAUCUAAAAAAGCAUGAAAGAGUUCACAGUAAUGAGAGGCCAUUUGCAUGCCAUAUGUGUGAUAAAGCUUUCAAGCACAAGUCCCACCUCAAAGACCAUGAAAGAAGACACCGAGGAGAGAAACCUUUUGUCUGCAGUUCCUGCACUAAAGCAUUUGCUAAAGCAUCUGAUCUAAAAAGGCAUGAGAACAAUAUGCACAGUGAAAGAAAACAAGUUACUACAGCCAAUUCCAUCCAGAGUGAAACAGAACAGUUACAGGCAGCAGCUAUGGCUGCUGAAGCAGAGCAGCAAUUAGAAACUAUAGCUUGUAGUUAAAAACUAAAGCAGAAACUUUAUCAGAAAUAAUAUAAGAAAUUUAAUUGAACAAAAUCUAUUGUUGGUCUAUGUCUAGACUGAGAAUUAUCUUUUCAAGAAAACAUAUUUUUAGAGGAUUUGAAUGCUACAUAGGAGCACAUAGCAUUGCUUGGUUUGGUAUUUUAAAACAUUUCAGAGAUGGGUAUUCUUAGAAUAUGAAAUCGUUUUGUUGUCCUUAGCAGUCUAAUGCACUAAUAACAGAUUUAAUUUGAGAAUGUGGUUGAGUUCUCUAUGAGACGGGGAUCAUCACCGGCUGAUGUUUUGUUUCAUCCAAGUGUGGAACACUGCAUACGAUUUAGACAUCGAAAUCAGUGAGUUACAUUUAAAAACACUGAGAUCUCAGAAAAUAACAACCAUGGAAAGGAAAUACUUGUUUUUCAUAAUUUUGAAAGUGUUAUACCUACAAUUUUUGAGAAACAGACGUUGAUUCCCUAAGCUUUGUAUUUCUUCGUUUUUUCACCUAAUGUGGGUGCUAGAGGUUGGUACCACAGAGUGUAAGGGAGGACAGUGAUCAAAAUGAAAUUGCUUCUAAUUCCAUUCCCUCAGACAGACUCUUAUUUUAAUCAAGGUGGCAAGUUCAGUGAAAUACUUGCUUUCCUGAAAAAACUGCAUUAUUCACAGUGGUCUUGGCUGGCGAAGCAGAAGGUCGUGGCAUUCACCAAUCCUGUCUGUGGGGAAAAGAGUCGGCCUCAUUUGUUUCUAUGUUCACUCUUAUGCAGGCCCCCGGAGAUGGGACAGAGCCACAAAGGAAAGGGGUGCAGCAUGGAGAAGGAGGUAUUUUCCUUACUUGGACCCAGCAGAAAGUAGUUAAAGCUAAUACAGCCUGAGGCUGUAGUUUUUAUUGUGCAGCUUUCAGUUCACCUAACUUAGCAAAGCUGAGGCAAAGGAGUGUUUCUGGCAGCACAGGAGGAUUAGCUGCGCUGGCCAGUGACCAGGUGUCACUGCCGGACCUCUGCAGCUGCAGAGCACGGCCACGGGCUGUCACAUGCCUGCCCACAGUGUUCAGGGUGGCGUUUGUGUCGUGGCUGCUCACACCAGCUAAUAGAUCCUGUUCAAGUUUAAAAGCUUCUGCCUUCUGGCACAACACCUCUCAGCAAGAGGGAGCACUUCAGUGUGUAAUUUCAGUCAUAAUUGAUCCAGAAUCAGUGUUCGCUAAUAGUCUGUUACUUAGAGUUGCCUAUUUUUUUUUCAGACAAGCUGGGGUAGAUGCUGCUAAUUUAACUGUUAACUCAGAGUCAACAAAAUACGUGGUCUUUGGAUGUAAUCUUUAAUGUAAUCCAAAGGGAUGUCGAGCCUUUAUUUUAAAUUUGUAAAUACUACAACUGUUGUCAAAACUUCAUUUGAAGUUGGAAUGGGAAAAAAAAAAUGCACUCUUGCGCAUGUGGUUGGAUAACAUUGGUCACUUGCGAUACCUAUAGCAUAUGAAAGUGUUAGACCAGUUUCUGGUAAGUUACUGUGUGGUAGAUCACAUCUUGCUUUUCUAAUAGAAAUUGAAAAUAGCAUUUUUGGAACUGUUGUAUGGAACUUGGAUUAUUGGUUUUUUGUUUGAUUGGGUUUUUUUACAGCUUCAUUUUAUUCAUGUACUCAUCAGGUUAAGCAGUUAUCUUAAAAUGCCAAUAAUUGUUUGAAAGCUGGUCUGUAAAUAAAACAUGAACUUAAUAUUUUAGAAAAUGUAAACUUUGGACCUUUACCAAUAUAUUUUUUUAAAAUGUUGCUUCAUUUUACAUUGAGUAAUAUUAGUUUGUAAACAAACUAUACAUUUUGUAUCUGUGCAACAUCAGAGGAUGUGUAUUCAUUGCAUUUUAUUGGUUCUCUUGAGGAACAUGAUAAAUGACCAUUGUUGAAAUGUUUUACUGUAUAUGAUCAUAGAUAUAAAGAUAGUAGGCCCAAAAUGGGACCUACUUGUUUUUUCUAAAUA